Messenger RNA from Malus domestica (apple), 1784 nucleotides. Its product is annotated as protein HEAT STRESS TOLERANT DWD 1. Gene Ontology annotation, molecular function: protein binding. NCBI's taxonomy places the organism in Eukaryota, Viridiplantae, Streptophyta, Magnoliopsida, Rosales, Rosaceae. Gene Ontology annotation, biological process: ribosome biogenesis. Gene Ontology annotation, cellular component: nucleolus. The record is from RefSeq and is a predicted model, not a curated record.
AAACCCUCUUCAGUUUUGCUUUCUCUUCUCCUUCCUUCCCUCAUUAGACGCUCUGUGUUCCUGCCUUCCUUCAUCAGAGUCUCCGUGUUCCUGCAAAAUCUGAAGAAUUAGAAAUGGUCAGAAGCAUCAAGAACCCUAAGAAAGCCAAAAGAAAGGCCAAGGGCUCAAAGAAAGGAGAUGGGUCUUCUUCCUCUUCGGGACCGUCGAUGCCGGCGAAGGUAUGGCAACCGGGAGUGGACAAGUUGGAGGAGGGCGAAGAGCUCCAGUGUGACCCAUCAGCUUACAAUUCUCUCCAUGCCUUCCAUAUUGGUUGGCCUUGUUUAAGCUUUGAUAUUGUACGGGAUACGUUGGGGUUGGUUCGGACAGAGUUCCCCCAUAGUGUGUAUUUCGUUGCUGGGACUCAGGCAGAGAAAGCUGCUUGGAACUCUCUUGGAAUAUUUAAAGUAUCUAACAUUUCUGGGAAAAAGCGCGAGCCAGUGCCAGCCAAAGCUGCAGAUGAUGACUCUAAUAUGGAUAGUGAGGACAGUGAUAGUGACGAUGAUAGCGAGGAUGAGGAGUCAAGUGGAUCUGGCGCACCUGUUUUGCAGUUGCGCAAGGUAGCUCAUGAAGGAUGUGUGAAUCGUAUACGCGCCAUGACACAAAAUCCACAUAUAUUUGCAUCUUGGGCAGACACUGGUCAUGUGCAGGUUUGGGACUUCAGUUCUCAUUUAAAUGCCUUAGCCGAGUCAGAGACCGAAGCUAGCCAGGGAGCUUCUUCAGUAUUUAACCAGGCUCCAUUGGUUAAAUUUGGGCAUAAGGAUGAAGGGUUUGCUCUAGACUGGAGUCCCCUUGUACCUGGAAGGCUUCUAUCUGGGGACUGCAAGAAUUGUAUACAUUUGUGGGAACCUACAUCUGGUUCAACAUGGAAUGUUGAUACUACCCCAUAUAUUGGACAUAUUGCAAGUGUGGAGGAUUUACAAUGGAGUCCUACGGAACCUGAUGUCUUUGCCUCUUGUUCUGUCGAUGGGAAUAUAGCAAUAUGGGAUAUACGCAUGGGGAAGGCACCAGCAACUUCUUUUAAGGCGCAUAAUGCUGAUGUGAAUGUUAUGUCUUGGAAUAGGCUGGCUAGUUGUAUGCUGGCAUCUGGAAGUGAUGAUGGCACCUUUUCCAUUCGUGAUCUUAGAUUGCUGAAGGAAGGAGAUUCUGUAGUGGCACAUUUUGAAUACCAUAAACACCCUAUCACCUCCAUCGAGUGGAGUCCACAUGAAGCAUCCACUUUGGCUGUGACAUCUUCUGACAAUCAGCUGACAAUAUGGGAUCUUUCUUUAGAAAAUGAUGAGGAGGAAGAGGCAGAAUUCAAAGCGAAGACAAAAGAGGAAGUGAAUGCUCCAAAAGAUUUACCUCCACAGCUUUUAUUUGUUCAUCAGGGACAAAAGGACUUGAAAGAACUUCAUUGGCACACACAGAUUCCUGGCAUGCUCGUUUCAACUGCGGCAGAUGGUUAUAAUAUUCUGAUGCCUUCAAACAUACAGACUACCCUUCCCUCUGAACUCUGAUGGUGCUUGAAAGUCCAAGUUUAACAGUUUGUUUCGUAUGCCGGAGAGUAGAUAUAUAUCAGAUCAUAUUCCAAUGGCGGAUGGCUUAUGUGUUGAAGCAAUUACAAGUUUGAAGAGACAUUGUUUUCGCUUGUUUUUGUUUUGUUUUUUCCUUCCCCGUUUUGGGGUCUGGUAUGGUGUUUCGAGUAACCUCUACAAUUUUGGAUGUCCUUUUCAAUAUUUUAUCAGAUGAGUUAAGUUUCUAAAGUG